UAAGAUCGGGGAAGAGCGAAGGAGCACUUACCAAUUGAGUGGUUUCAAAUUUACAAAUUUUAUGUCCCUUAUAAAUAUUGAUUUUGUCGUUCUUCUUCCAUCUCAGUUCUUCCCUUCCGACAAGUGCCUAAGCUGAAUGGCGUCGUUUUUGUCUAUUCUCCCUGCCGUUUCUGCUCGUCCCAUUCCCAGUGCUUUCCGCCUCACAAGACCUUCUUUUCAAACCCAACCCACCUUGCAUUCCAAAAAUCACCGGUUUGCAGUUAGCUGUAGUUAUGCAGAAGCAGGUGUCAAUGCUGAUUCUAAAUCUAACACCAUAGAUGUUGUGGCUGAUGUUAAAAGUGAACGGAUUGUAGUCUUAGGAGGGAAUGGCUUUGUUGGUUCUGCCAUAUGCAAGGCAGCAGUAUCUAGGGGCAUAGAGGUCAUUAGCCUAAGCAGGUCAGGGCGACCCACUUAUGCCGAUGCAUGGGUAGAUCAGGUUACUUGGAUUUCAGGAGAUGUUUUUUAUGUAAACUGGGAUGAAGUACUUGUUGGAGCUACUGCAGUUGUUUCAACACUUGGAGGGUUUGGUAGUGACGAACAGAUGAAAAGAAUUAAUGGCGAGGCUAAUGUUGCGGCUGUGAAUGCUGCAAAGGAAUAUGGAAUUCCCAAAUUCAUCUUGAUCUCAGUUCACGAUUAUAACUUGCCGUCAUUUUUACUUUCCUCCGGGUACUUCACUGGAAAGAGGAAAGCAGAAUCCGAGGUGCUCUCGAAAUACCCUAAUUCAGGUAUUGUCUUAAGACCUGGGUUCAUAUAUGGGAAAAGGAGAGUGGACGGUUUUGAGCUUCCUUUGGAUUUGGUAGGGGAGCCAGCAGAAAAAAUUCUUCGAGCAGUAGAGAACUUCACCAAACCUUUAAGCUCUCUUCCUGCUUCUGAUCUACUCUUGGCUCCACCUGUUAGUGUUGAUGACGUUGCAUUGGCAGUUAUCAAUGGUGUCACAGAUGAUGACUUCUUUGGCGUUUUUACAAUUGAUCAGAUUAAGGAAGCUGCCAAUAAAGUACGGGUAUGAUCCACAUACAUGUGGCAAGUCAACCGAUAUAAAGCUGCAAUUACAAAAUACGUACAGGGAGUAACUAUAUUGAGGCCAUUUUCCUCAUUUCGUUAAUAGCAGUAGCUUUUGGAGAAAAAUCUUGAAAAGUUUGGGGAUUGUGGUGUUAAAAACAUAUAUAAUGCAAUAAACGAGUUUCUCACUUCUA
This is a messenger RNA of Vigna angularis (adzuki bean), 1232 nucleotides long. RefSeq lists its product as uncharacterized. The coding region runs from base 137 to 1045 and encodes 302 amino acids. The transcript has 7 exons. Lineage: Eukaryota; Viridiplantae; Streptophyta; Magnoliopsida; Fabales; Fabaceae. Gene Ontology annotation, molecular function: protein-containing complex binding. Gene Ontology annotation, cellular component: mitochondrion. The record is from RefSeq and is a predicted model, not a curated record.